Manduca sexta (tobacco hornworm) is the source of this 2394-nucleotide messenger RNA. RefSeq names its product ubiquitin-conjugating enzyme E2 J1-like. The transcript has a single exon. Lineage: Eukaryota; Metazoa; Arthropoda; Insecta; Lepidoptera; Sphingidae. The coding region runs from base 162 to 923 and encodes 253 amino acids. The record is from RefSeq and is a predicted model, not a curated record.
AUUAUUGACACUCUUAUUCUUUUUGACAGCUGUUCGUAUACAAAAAGGAAUUGUUAUCAAAUUUUUAUGUGAUUACAUCGAUAACUUGCGUGGACUUUUGCUGUUAAUUGCGUCAUAAACACAAUCACUGUAACAACAAAAGUGUUUGGAUUUUCUAGAAAAUGGCUGAGAUAAGUGAAAAAUAUAACACUAAAUGUCCUGGUGUCAAACGUUUAAUGCGAGAAGCCUUGGAGUUGGCCGAGGCCACGGAAGAAUAUUGUGCAAGACCUCUGGAGGAUAAUCUGUUCGAAUGGCAUUUCACUGUACAGGGCCCGAAAGGCACUGACUUUGAGGGCGGUAUAUACCAUGGUAGGAUAUUGCUACCGAAGGAGUAUCCUAUGCAUCCACCGCACAUCAUACUAUUAACACCAAACGGUAGAUUUGAAGUUAACAAAAAAAUUUGCCUGUCCAUAUCUGGCCAUCAUCCAGAAACAUGGCAACCCUCAUGGUCCAUCAGAACAGCUCUGUUGGCAUUAAUAGCUUUUAUGCCCACACCAGCUGAAGGAACAAUCGGUUCGCUCGACUAUACUCCGGCAGAGCGUAAGUCGUUAGCGAAGAAAUCAGUAAACUGGUCAUGCCCCCACUGUGGGGAAAUAAAAACAUUACUGUCUUCUACUGCUGCAAAACCAAUUACCGAAGAGGAGAAGACAGUUCUAAAUCAAAUAGCUUUCAAAGGAGAAGACGAGCAGGCUCCAAAACCACAGCCCCAGCCAGAGGAGGCCCCACAAGAGGCCGAGCCACAAGUGCUGGAAUCAUCAGAGCCCAUCACGGGAUUCCUGGAUCAGUUAACGGAGAUAUUAGUGGCUCUUCUUGUAGGUGCAAUAUGUAUCUUUGUAUACAGGCGUUGGAAUGCAUACUACGCAGCAGCAGAGGCUGAGCUGUAAUUGUAAAUUAUAUGUAAUUUAGGGCCUAAGAAUAAUUUUUAUUUUUUGUCCAUAAGUGUUGUUACAUUAAAACUUUGCAAGACCAGUUGUUAUAACAUCUAUUCUACACAACAUUGUGUUCAUUUAAUCAGAGAUUAUUGUUAGAGAUUUUGGUUAUAACAACAUAUAAUUUGUAAUGUGCCUUGGAUACAAUAUUUAUGAUUAAGGCAAAGUAAAUCCUCAUAGAGGUUGACAUUCAAAAUUAUGGUCUAUAUUAUAGUGUUGAUAACAUUGUUUUUUGUGUAUGUCCAGUCACAUUAUUUAUUGCAUAAAUUUUUAUCCAUUCAUUUAUUUGAAAUUGCUUUUUACUAAUAUUAUCAUAGGUUAAAAUAAAUGAAGGCAUUGAAGGUAUAUACAAAUAAUAUUCCCCUAAAUUUUAAUAUUUUAUUGAAAUGGUACUUGCCAAAGAAUGGUUUGUGAUUGUUUAGGACAUUACAUUUACUGAUACUAAUUCAAAAAAUAUAUAACCUUCAAGAUUUACUUGGUAGAUUUCAUUAAAAUAUGAAUUAAUGUAGUCUGAUUCAUUAGUUAUGACUGGAAUUUGUAUUGGUGCCAGUAUAUUAUCAAUGACAGUGGAAUAGUUUAAUUAUAAUAGCUUUAAAGUCUUUAGUAUAUGUAUUACUAUUUCACAUCAAUAACAAACACAAUUACUUUUGGUGGCAUGUCACUUUCAGUGUUAUUUUUCUUGUUUUUUAAAGCUUUAUAAAUAGUUCAUAAUAUGUAUAGUAUAAAUUUGAAAUUGUGGCAUUCAUUUGUUAUACAUUUUAGUAUUAAUUAAUUGUAUUCUUUUGAAAAUGUGAUAUGCAUACAUCCUUAUAUAUAGUGCAAACAAAUAUUGGUAUAAAAGCUGCAUUAUUUCACUUUUUUAUUGGAGAUAGAUAUUGACUUGGUAAACCAAGAUUGUGCCAUUGAGGUAGGUCUCUGAUUUAAACCAUUUGCUGCCUAUACACUAACAGAAGUAUGUCUGAUGCUACAUCAGACCAUUGUAACUAACAGUACUAGCUUAUUGUAUUAAUGUUUUGGCAAAAAUUACCAUCUUACAGCCAAACUAAAGAUCUAAAAAAGAUAAUAAUUGAUUUAUUUGUAAUCUCUCACUUUUUUUAGAGUGUUUUUUUUUUGUUAUUGAAAAGCAGCAUCCUUUUGACCAUUGUUUUCACUUAGUAUUGACUUUUUUUUUUUCAAGGUAUUUCUUUUUAUAACUUAUGAAGGUAACAUUCCAACAACUUAGCUGUAUCAUAUUAUACAAUUUGGGUUGAAUAUAAAAAUGCAUAAAAUUAAAUUUUAAUUGAUUGUGAAAUAAAAUUCUAUAGUUAAGGUUUACUUGUGAAUUUUACAAUUUUACUUCAUAUUCAUAUACUAAGUAUUGCUUUAUGAAAUUUAUUCAAUUACAUUGUAUUCCAAACUAAAUAAAGUUUGUAAAUUCAGUAAAAAA